Molecule: messenger RNA, 834 nt
Organism: Carassius auratus (goldfish)
Lineage: Eukaryota; Metazoa; Chordata; Actinopteri; Cypriniformes; Cyprinidae
Product: glutathione S-transferase kappa 1-like
Exons: 7
Coding region: 1-804 (267 amino acids)
Biological process (GO): glutathione metabolic process
Cellular component (GO): peroxisome; mitochondrion
Molecular function (GO): glutathione transferase activity; glutathione peroxidase activity
Source: RefSeq, a predicted model, not a curated record
AUGCCUGUAAAUGCCAUUAUAAUAUACUGUAAUAUACUGAAUACUGUAGUAUAUACUUUUAGCUUUGGAUUUGUACUAUAUAGUUAUUAUUUAUUACAGAUGUCCAAUUCCAGAAAAGUGGUCAAGUUAUUCUAUGAUAUCAUCUCUCCUUAUUCCUGGCUGGCAUUUGAGGUGCUGUGUCGCUAUAGAAAUGUUUGGAACAUCGACCUCAAAUUCAAACCGGCAUUUUUGGGAGGAGUCUUUCGAGGUUCAGGUAACCAGGAACCUGGGUUGGUCCAAAAUAAGUUUUCUUACAUGGUCACCGAUUUGAAGCAGCUGUCUGAGUUAUUUGGGGUUCCUGUGAAUCCACCUUUGCCUUGUAAAAAAGGCACUUUGAAUGUGAUGCGUUUUGUGACAGCUGUAGCUGAGAAAGAAGAAGAGAGAGGCGUGCUGGUGGAAAGAGUGUCUAGAGAGCUCUGGAAAAAUAUCUGGAGCACUCAUCAGGACAUUACCCACCCUGCUUCACUCACUGAGGCUGGAUUAAAGGCCGGUCUCUCACCACAUGAGGUGGAGGAACUUCUAAUUCUUUCCAAAUCUCAGCAAAUCAAAGACAAGCUGAAAAGUGUGACACAGGAAGCACUGGACUAUCAAUCUUUUGGCCUUCCAUUCAUUGUGUGUCACGUGAACGGGAAAGCUGAGGUCUUCUUUGGUUCUGACAGAUUUGAGCUCAUGGCCCAUCGAAUCGGGGAGAAAUGGGUGGGACCUCAUCCUGUCAAAACCUUAAGCGAAAAUGUGAUCACUGCUCCACCUUAUGCGUCAGAGUAACUACUGCGCAGCCAUCUUUAGAAUUCUGGG